Emys orbicularis (European pond turtle) is the source of this 2268-nucleotide messenger RNA. Its product is annotated as histone deacetylase 7-like. Lineage: Eukaryota; Metazoa; Chordata; Testudines; Emydidae. Gene Ontology annotation, molecular function: transcription factor binding; histone deacetylase activity. Gene Ontology annotation, biological process: negative regulation of transcription by RNA polymerase II. Gene Ontology annotation, cellular component: histone deacetylase complex. The transcript is spliced from 17 exons. The record is from RefSeq and is a predicted model, not a curated record. The coding region runs from base 40 to 2268 and encodes 742 amino acids.
AACCUGUGCGUCUCCCUGCGGGUGCCUCAGGCUGUCCCCAUGGACCUGCGGAUCGGACAGCGCUUCGUCAAGCCCGGCUCCAACACCGCCCUGCUGGCUCUCAAGCAGACCCAGCAGCUGCAGCACCAGCUCUUCUUGGCCAGCCUGCACCAGCAGCAGGUGGAGCAGUUCACCCCCCAGCACAUGCGGGUGAACAUGGACUCCCCGCAGCGUGAGGCAGAGGCUGGGCAGCAGGAGCAGGAGCUGCGGCUACUCCUCAAUAAGGACAAGAGCAAACGAAGUGCUGUGGCGAGCACGGUGGUGAAACAGAAGCUGGCCGAGGUAAUCCUGAAGAAACAACAGGCAGCUUUGGAAAGGACCAGCAACCCCAGUGGCCCCCCCAUGCCCUACAGAUCGCUGGAGCCCCUGGAUACUGAAGGCCCUGCCCCUCCUGUGCUCAGCCCCUUCCUGCCACAAGUCCCCAGCAGUUCCAUAGACCCUCCGGAGCACUUUCCUCUGCGGAAAACAGCAUCUGAGCCCAACCUGAAGGUGUGGUACAAGCCCAAGAAGUUGGUGGACCGGCGUAAGAACCCACUGACCCGCAAGGAGAGUGCACCCCCUUCCCUGAAGAGGAGGCCAUUGGGCUGGGUGCAGAACCAGGGACAGUCCCUGCAGCGAUGCCUGGUGCACUGCCAGGAGUAUGUGCUCUCAGGGCAUGAGCUGUCCUUGCCUGCCUACCUGGGCUCAGUGCCAGGCCUGGGGACGAUCCCGUUCCACUUCGCCCACACACUCAUCCCCACCGACGGGCUGUCGCUGGCAGGCCACCACAAACCGCUGGGGCGGACCCGCUCUGAGCCCCUCCCUCCCAACCCCAAGGCCAUCCAGCAGCAGCUGGCGUACCAGCAGCACCAUGCUCAGUUCCUGGAGAGACUCAAACAGCAGACACACUUGGGCAAGCUAAUGACCAAGUCCAGGGAGAAGCCUCGUCUGCGGCAGAUCCCCUCCUCGGAGGACAUGGAGGCCAAGGGUGGGCUCCCAGAGGGAGGGAGCGAGCGCAGUGACCAGCCUAGGGGCCGAGUGGAGCUCACACGGCCAGGGGUCAGCACAAAGGAGCCUGAGCGGAGCCCGAAGCUGAUGCAGCCACAGGAGGAGCUCGUCUUGCAGCAGCAGGCCUACCUGUGGGAGCAUCACCAGCGCCUGCAGCACUCGCUCCUCAAGCGGCAGCCACCAGCCGACUCCCUGAUGGUCCCUGACACACACGGAGAGCACCGGCCUCUCUCCAGGGCCCAGUCAUCUCCUGCCACUGCUACCAUCGCCCUUCCUGCCCAGGACGCACCCGCCAAGGCGCUCUCCCUGCCGGCGCAAGAGCCACCAGCCAAACCGCAGUUCACAACAGGGCUCGUGUAUGACUCCGUGAUGCUCAAACACCAGUGCUCCUGCGGGAACAACAGCAACCACCCUGAGCAUGCUGGGAGAAUUCAGAGCAUCUGGUCCUGCCUGCAAGAGCGGGGUCUGCGCAGCCAGUGUGAGACCCUGCAAACUCAAGCCUUGUCCAUGUACAGCCUUAGAAAGCUUGCAGCAGAGCCAAGCUGCCUGAGCGCUACCGGCUUCGGGCAGCCCCCAUGCCUCUGGACCCUGCGCCCUCGGAGCCCGGAAGGGGAAGUGCCCGGCCGGCAGCGCAGGGUCUGGAGCUGCACUGGGGGAGCAAAAAAACCCAAAAAACUGCCUGCGUCCCGACCAGAGAUUGUUCGGGACGUAGGACAAACAGCUAAAAAUCGGGACGGUCCCGAUUUUAUCGCGACGUUCAGAACUGUCGUGAUGCCGAUCGCCCACGAGUUCUCCCCGGACGUGGUGCUGGUGUCUGCAGGGUUUGACGCAGCUGACGGCCACCCGCCACCGCUGGGAGGCUACAAAGUCUCUGCCAAAUGCUUCGGCUACAUGACCCGACAGCUGAUGAGUCUGGCAGGAGGAGCCAUCGUCCUCGCCCUGGAAGGGGGCCAUGACCUCACGGCCAUCUGCGAUGCCUCAGAGGCCUGCGUGUCCGCCCUGCUGGGCAAUGAGCUGGAUCCCCUCCCAGAGGAGAGCAUGAGGCAGAAGCCGAAUCCCAGUGCCGUGCGCUCCUUGGAAGCAGUGAUCCGGGUCCAGAGUAAAUACUGGGGCGCCAUGCAGCGAUUUGCCUCCAAGGUGAGCUGCUCGUUCCUGGAGGUGCAGCACCAUGACCCAGAGGAGGUGGAGACGGUGAUGGCCUUGGCCUCCUUGUCAGUGGCAGUGAUGGUGGAGAAGAGGUGA